This is a messenger RNA of Trichoplax adhaerens, 2265 nucleotides long. RefSeq lists its product as uncharacterized. Gene Ontology annotation, molecular function: phosphatidylinositol-3,5-bisphosphate 5-phosphatase activity. The coding region runs from base 1 to 2265 and encodes 754 amino acids. The record is from RefSeq and is a predicted model, not a curated record. The transcript is spliced from 24 exons. NCBI's taxonomy places the organism in Eukaryota, Metazoa, Placozoa, Uniplacotomia, Trichoplacea, Trichoplacidae. Gene Ontology annotation, cellular component: intracellular membrane-bounded organelle. Gene Ontology annotation, biological process: phosphatidylinositol dephosphorylation.
AUGGAUGACCAUUUUCGUAUUCGAACAUUCCAAAAUGGAGCUUUGUAUGAAGGUCAUGAGGUCUUUUACUAUAUCAUCUCCAACAACGAUCAAACUCUCUUCCGUAUGAUGAAAAUUGAUAGACAAGUUGCUACUCAAUUGUCAAUCCAUGUUGAUGGAAUGAUUUAUAAUGCUAAAGAAGUGAACACCAAAUUAAAACUCUUUUACGAAAAAAGCCAUCGCAAUGGAGGUGCUGUGCGCCAUAUUACCUCUACUUAUGGCUUAUUAGGCUUUGUCAGAUUUCUGGAAGGUUAUUAUAUUAUAGUGAUUACAAAAAGGGCUUGUGUUGCAACCAUUGGUGGACAUUAUGUUUAUUGUGUUGCUGAUACUAAAAUGGUCUAUAUACCUACCGAUCAACGUAAUAAUCGCUCUGAAGAGACGAAGACCUUACAAUACAACAUGACUGCAUCAAAGUUAAACGCUGAUCCAUCAAGAACUGCAGAAAGCGAGCAUGUACCGUGUUCUAAAUUUAUCUGGAAUAAGUACUUAUUAUCAGGCAUAGAGCACAAGCUUCAUCCUGAUUGGAUUCUCCAUGUUAUUCACGGCUUUGUAGCUCAAUCAGAUCCAGAAAAUAUGCAGGGUGAUGUAGCCAAUGACGUCGAAACGGAACAGAUUGUUUUCGAUACCAUUGUAACGUCUCUGCAAAGUGGCCGAUUCACAUCGUAUGUACAGCUACGUGCUUCCGUUCCUGCAUAUUGGUCACAGGUAUAUUCUGGGAUGGCUCCUAAGCCACCAAUAUCUGUGGAUAGAGUAGAUCCUUAUGCAGUAGCUGCUGGACACCAUUUCAAUUUCUGUUUAAAACACUAUGGAGCUCCAAUAGUUGUUUUGAACCUCGUCAAGAAAAAGGAUAAAAAGCCUUUUGAGUCACUAUUGAGUAAUGAACUAGAAACUACGAUCGAAUAUUUAAAUCAAUUUCUGCCCAAUGAGCAUAAAAUACAAUACGUAGCUUGGGAUAUGUCGCGUGUAUCUAAACGGAAGGAUGGGGCCGUUAUUUCUUGGUUGGAAAAAUUUGCUGAAGAAUCUAUCAAAAAAACCGGUUUCUUCCAUAGUGGACCUCAACUUCACUUUCAUAAGAUGCUUGGUGAUAGUUUGAAGAGCCAAUAUGGUCAUGGAUAUUCAGAUUCAGGCUGUUUACAGACUGGUGUUUUACGGCUAAAUUGCGUGGACUGUUUGGAUAGAACGAAUACAGCGCAGUUUAUGAUUGGAAAAAUAAUUCUUGCAGUACAGUUGUAUUCUUUAGGUAUCUUGGAUAGUUUAGAUAUCCAAUUUGAAACCCCAGCGGUCAAAUUACUGGAAGAAUUAUAUGAAUCACAAGGAGAUACACUUGCCUUGCAAUACGGCGGUUCACAAUUGGUUCACAGACCAUGGGAAGAAACCGAAAGUUUAUGGGAUCUACGUAGUGACUACCACCUUCAUAACAAGCCCAAAAAGAAAUCAUAUGCCGUUAUUAUUAGUUAUACUCAAUGGCUUGAAAGAGAAGUCUUUGAUUACUUGCCAUAUCCAUAUGGAAUGAAGUUUUUUCGAAAAAUUGAGAAGCGUAAAGAUAAAAGCGAAAAAUAUGACCUGUUUUAUGAAUUUUAUCGACCUUUCAGUUAUACUUCCUUGGAAUGGUGCUGGGGAAAUUAUAUCUUUUCUACUCGCAAGACUUUCGCGCCGCCUUCAGUAGUUGACCCACACCCGUUUACUGCUUAUGCUAGUACUAAGCCAGUUGUUAAAGGCAUUUAUCAGUAUUAUGUCUGUAUUUGGAAACGCGUUCGUAGCAAAUAUAAGAUUGCUCCUCGAAAUGUUGCUGGAACUCCAUCACUGAUUGAUGAGGAAGGUAGUAGUGAUGAAGAUGGAAGAAUCAGUAGCGACGAAGAAUCUAAACCAAUGCCUACAUCUGCAACUAGAGAUAGUGUCCGUCAUCGAGAUCAUACAGCAAGUUUGCAGAGAACGCCAUCAUUGAACAAGAAAGAUUUAUAUGAAGCGGAAUUACAGGAACUACCACCCAAAGAUGUGUCGGAAAUGGAAAGGUACAUUCACGUUGAAAAUUUCAUAAGUGCUACGCCUUUGGGUGAUUCGGCAUUGGAAGGCUCCUACACCAAGAUUACAGAAAAAUAUGAACCGCACUGUGACCUCCAUGAUAUUGUCGAUCCCGAUUCCUUUAAAGCCUUUAAAAUAGCGUGCGAUAUUGGUGUAAAUGAUCAACAAGGACCCUGUACCUUAGUUACAAAUAAAUAUCAGUGA